Molecule: messenger RNA, 439 nt
Organism: Phalaenopsis equestris
Lineage: Eukaryota; Viridiplantae; Streptophyta; Magnoliopsida; Asparagales; Orchidaceae
Product: protein SPIRAL1-like 1
Exons: 3
Coding region: 103-402 (99 amino acids)
Biological process (GO): cortical microtubule organization
Cellular component (GO): cortical microtubule, transverse to long axis
Source: RefSeq, a predicted model, not a curated record
CGCAACCCGAAGGAACAGUUAGCUGACGAGCUCCGUCUGCGCAGGUCUUCAUCGACUGGUUUCCUAUAGUGAUUUGAUCGUGAGAACCAAGUUUGGAGAAGAAUGGGUCGUGGAGUCAGCAGCGGAGGCGGCCAGAGUUCUUUGGGCUACCUUUUUGGUGGCGGCGAACCUUCGAAACCUACCGGUGAUAGUCCUAACCCUAAUCCCAAGCCUAUUCCGGCAGUAGUCGACAAUAGCAAGCAGGUUCCUGCAGGCAUUACUGGACACACUACAAACAAUUACUUCCGAGCAGAUGGCCAAAACACUGGGAAUUUUAUCACAGAUCGACCUUCUACUAAGGUCCAUGCUGCUCCAGGCGGAGAUUCCUCCCUUGAUUACCUCUUUGGUGAUGGCAAAAAAUGAGGGAGUCUGGUGAGAGCUUCUUCUUAAAAAAAAAAAA